Messenger RNA from Emericellopsis atlantica, 702 nucleotides. RefSeq lists its product as uncharacterized. Lineage: Eukaryota; Fungi; Ascomycota; Sordariomycetes; Hypocreales; Bionectriaceae. The transcript has a single exon. The record is from RefSeq and is a predicted model, not a curated record. Bases 48 to 455 code for a protein of 135 amino acids.
AAACUACAUCCGCUUCACAACAAUACCAAUCAACACUCUCACUCAACAUGAAGGCCUCAACCAUCCUCGUCGCUGCCGCCGCAACUCUUGCCCAGGCCACCAGCUGGCACCAAAACACUACUCUCAUCACCACCGUCAGCCAGACUGCCACCGUCACGGAGUGCUCGUCUGAGUACCCCCACAACCCGACGACUUACACGCCCGUCCCCAUGCCUACCGUGAGCACCCGCAUUCCCGUGCUACCACCUGGUAACGGCACCAUCAUCCCUCCUCCCCAUGGAGGCAACGGCACUGUGCCCACAAGCACCCGCAGCGGUGGUAACGAGCCCACCAACUUUCCCGUGGCACCCACAAACACGGGCGAGCCCGACGUCCCUGGUGCCGCUGCUUUGAACAACGCCGGCAAGGCUGCCCUUGCUGGUGCUGGCUUGGCCGGUGUCUUCUUCCUCCUCUAGAGGCUUGAGCUUGGGUUGACCUUUGGGCGAUAUGGUUCGGGAUCUGGGAACGGCGUCAGCAUCAGCAUCUUCAAUUCUUCUUUCGCAUUCAACGGGGCACUGGCGUUUGGUGGGACAUAUAUAAACUUGUAAUAGCCAUUUCAGGGCACACGGAUCCUUUCAGAUACAACAUAGAUACCAGCUACAUGUACUGCAACAUGCCAGCACAACCUCUCAUUAUAUUCACACAGCCUUUUUGGAACACCAU